This is a messenger RNA of Pyrenophora tritici-repentis Pt-1C-BFP, 842 nucleotides long. RefSeq names its product DUF3128 domain containing protein. The record is from RefSeq and is a predicted model, not a curated record. Lineage: Eukaryota; Fungi; Ascomycota; Dothideomycetes; Pleosporales; Pleosporaceae.
GCAACCGCCCCCGCGUCUCGCGUAUAGGGACCCUGAACAAAAGAAAGUGUGACAUGCAUGCCGUCUGAAUUUAGUCCAAUUCGAAAUUUGAUUAUCGUCUGAAGCAUUGCGCGCGCAGUCUCUCCAGCAAAGUUUUCUUCCCACACACGUCUAUCAUGGCCUGGUGGCCCUUCUCAAGCUCAGGCGCAGACGUCGCGGCGAAGCAACAAUCCCAAAGCAUAUCCUCAGCAGCGCCAGUCCAAAAGCCCAGUGAUGCGCCUACAUCGGUAACAGGGCAACCGCCAUCCUCUGCGCCACACGAUCCCGACUUCUACGCCGCACACCCACACCUCGCGCCUCCCUCCUUCUCCUCAAAUACCGUUUCAUCGUCAACGUCGCAAGCCGCACCCGCAGAUGCCUCUACUACGGAAGAAUUCGACCCAUCACUCCCACGUACAAUGUCAUGCCGCGCCGCCUUCGACUCGGCCUUUUACUGUAGUUCGCUCGGCGGCCACUUCAACGACAUAUAUCGCUAUGGACAACUACGGUCUUGCUCCGAACAUUGGAAUGACUUUUGGUUCUGCAUGCGCACAAAGAACAGCUAUAGUGGGCAGGAUGUCAAAGAGAGGAUGAUACAGGAUCGCUAUCGGGAGAAAGAGAAUACUUUGAAGAGCGGACCGAACAGCGAGCACGUCUGGAGGAAGAGAGGUCCAGGUGAGGAAGUCAAGGGAGCCUUCAGUAAGGCGGCUGAGGAGUAAAUACGACGGAGUAGGAUAUACGUGUACGAUAGCUACCUGUACAACAUGAUAAUGCGUUAUGUGAGACAUGAGGCGUUAAGAUUCAAUACACAUUUUCGGCACACC